AUGGCCUGGUUCUGUUCCGGGACAACCAACACCGAGCUGAUCGAGAACCUGUGGGGUGCAGGUCUCAUCAAGGAUAAGAGGGUGAAGAAGGCCAUGCUUGGUGUUGACCGAGACCACUACGCCCCCUCAAGCCCCUACUCCGACUCCCCGCAACCCAUCGGCUACGGCGCAACCAUCUCAGCACCACACAUGCACGCCCAUGCCUGCGAAUAUCUAAUUGACUUCCUGCGUCCGGGUUCGCGCGUUCUAGACAUAGGCUCCGGAUCGGGUUAUUUGACGCACGUAAUCGCAAACUUAAUAACAGACCCAUCCUCGCCGCCCACAGACGCAGAUGGGCAUGUAAUCGGCAUUGAACAUAUUCAAGAGCUUGUCGACCUCUCACGAGACAAUAUGAAUAAAUCCGAAGAUGGACGCAACUUCUUGAGUUCGGGCAAAGUGCAGUUCCUCUGCGAAGACGGAAGAAAGGGGUGGCCACAGGGAGGGCCCUAUGAUGCGAUUCAUGUAGGUGCUGCGGCGGUGGAGCUUCAUGCUACCCUCGUGGAUCAGUUGCAGGCUCCCGGUAGAAUGUUUAUUCCUGUUGAGUCCGAGUCUAGAGAAGGCGGGUUGAGACAGGUGGGUAUGGGUACUGGGCAGUAUAUUUGGGUGGUGGAUAAGAAGGCUGAUGGGACAGUAGUGAAGGAGAAGGUUUUUGCGGUUAGUUAUGUGCCUUUGACUGAUGCGCCGAAGUAA
This is a messenger RNA of Talaromyces marneffei, 729 nucleotides long. RefSeq lists its product as uncharacterized. Gene Ontology annotation, cellular component: cytoplasm. The coding region runs from base 1 to 729 and encodes 242 amino acids. NCBI's taxonomy places the organism in Eukaryota, Fungi, Ascomycota, Eurotiomycetes, Eurotiales, Trichocomaceae. Gene Ontology annotation, molecular function: protein-L-isoaspartate (D-aspartate) O-methyltransferase activity. The transcript has 2 exons. Gene Ontology annotation, biological process: protein modification process. The record is from RefSeq and is a predicted model, not a curated record.